CGCUCUCACGCGGGGCUCUAACCACCAGCUGUCUGCAGUUCAUCAGGUGGCAGAGCGUGUGGAGGCGCUGGGCCAGUUUGUGAUGAAGACCAGGAGGACCCUGAAGGGCCAUGGAAAUAAAGUUCUCUGCAUGGACUGGUGCAAAGACAAGAGAAGAAUCGUCAGCUCUUCCCAGGAUGGGAAGGUGAUCGUGUGGGAUUCCUUCACUACCAACAAGGAGCAUGCAGUGACGAUGCCGUGUACCUGGGUGAUGGCGUGUGCGUAUGCCCCAUCUGGAUGUGCCAUUGCUUGUGGUGGCCUGGACAACAAGUGUUCUGUGUACCCUCUGACAUUUGACAAAAAUGAGAACAUGGCUGCAAAGAAGAAAUCGGUUGCGAUGCACACAAACUACUUGUCUGCCUGCAGCUUCACUAACUCAGACAUGCAGAUCCUGACGGCCAGCGGAGAUGGGACUUGUGCUCUGUGGGAUGUUGAGAGCGGGCAGCUGCUACAGAGUUUCCAUGGUCAUGGAGCUGAUGUCCUGUGCCUGGACCUGGCACCUUCUGAAACGGGAAAUACGUUUGUCUCUGGGGGAUGUGACAAGAAAGCCAUGGUCUGGGAUAUGCGGUCUGGUCAGUGCAUUCAGUCGUUUGAAACCCACGAUUCAGAUAUCAACAGUGUCAGAUAUUACCCAAGCGGAGAUGCUUUUGCCUCUGGUUCAGACGAUGCCACGUGUCGUUUGUAUGACCUUCGUGCAGACAGAGAAGUAGCAAUUUAUUCCAAAGAGAGCAUCAUUUUUGGAGCAUCCAGUGUGGACUUCUCUCUCAGUGGUCGCCUACUGUUUGCAGGCUAUAAUGAUUACACCAUCAAUGUCUGGGAUGUGCUGAAAGGGUCCCGUGUAUCCAUUCUGUUUGGGCAUGAAAAUCGUGUCAGCACCUUGCGGGUCUCUCCCGAUGGGACGGCGUUCUGCUCGGGCUCCUGGGACCACACUCUGCGAAUCUGGGCUUAACCUGACAUCCUGUAUGCAGAAUCAAAUGAAGACCGCUACCCUGGACCACAAAACCUGCAUAGCAAAGCCACCCCUCAAAAUCAAAUAUUUGCUACACGACAGAAGAGUGACACUGAACCCACAGAUUAACACAACUAGGUAGAAAAUGUUAUCUGCUUGAACACAUAGCAAACAUCAACUUGUAGUAAACUGAAAUGUUUUUAAUUCUGUUUUGAAACUACAUCCUUUUAUUAGAACUAGUUUAGAUAAUUAUAGAGGGACUUUUCUCUGAAGUCACCUGUACCAUAGAAUUGAGUAUUUCGGUGCACAUUAUGUAUUUAUUUGCAUGAAUUGAGUUCCUUUUUAA
Messenger RNA from Mesitornis unicolor (brown roatelo), 1334 nucleotides. RefSeq names its product guanine nucleotide binding protein (G protein), beta 5 (gene GNB5). The record is from RefSeq and is a predicted model, not a curated record. The annotation marks the transcript as partial. Lineage: Eukaryota; Metazoa; Chordata; Aves; Mesitornithiformes; Mesitornithidae. The transcript is spliced from 10 exons. Gene Ontology annotation, molecular function: signaling receptor complex adaptor activity; protein binding. Gene Ontology annotation, cellular component: heterotrimeric G-protein complex; cytoplasm. Gene Ontology annotation, biological process: G protein-coupled dopamine receptor signaling pathway; G protein-coupled receptor signaling pathway.